This is a messenger RNA of Dryobates pubescens (Downy woodpecker), 1157 nucleotides long. It is a transcript of the gene TMEM183A, whose product is annotated as transmembrane protein 183A. The transcript is spliced from 8 exons. Gene Ontology annotation, cellular component: SCF ubiquitin ligase complex. NCBI's taxonomy places the organism in Eukaryota, Metazoa, Chordata, Aves, Piciformes, Picidae. The record is from RefSeq and is a predicted model, not a curated record. Bases 54 to 1157 code for a protein of 367 amino acids. Gene Ontology annotation, molecular function: protein binding. Gene Ontology annotation, biological process: regulation of protein stability.
GCGCGGGCGGGGGCGGCGCUGUCCCCGCGGCCCCGCUGCGGCCCGGGCGGGACAUGGCCCCGCGCGGCCGCCCCGCCGCCGCCAUGCCCAAGAGGGGCGGCCGCAAGCGCCUCAAGUUCCGCGCCGACGACGUCUGCUCCGAGCGCGUGACAGUGGCAGAUUAUGCGAACUCAGACCCAGCCGUCGUGAAAAGUGGGCGGGUGAAAAAGGCUGUGGCCAACGCCCUGCAGCAGGAAGUGAAGUCCCUGUGUGGCCUGGAGGCCUCUUGUGUGCCUGCUGAGGAGGUGCUGGCGCUGGCAGGGGACUCCUGUGACAGCAGCGAUGGGCUGGAGCCCAGGGAGAGCCUCAGCACCAGGGCUGCCUCCAGGAAGAAGAAGAGCAAGAGGCACAAAGAAAGCCCUGAUGGGGGUGGUGGAGAGGAGUACCCCAUCGAUGUCUGGCUCCUGUUGGCUUCCUACAUCCGGCCCGAGGACAUCGUCCGCUUCUCCCUCAUCUGCAAGAAGGCCUGGACUGUCACCUGCACUGCUGCCUUCUGGACCAGGCUCUACAGGAGGCACUACAGCCUGGACGCCUGCCUGCCGCUGCGCCUGCGGCCGGAGGCCAUGGCGAAGCUGCGCUGCCUGCGGGCCUGCGUCAUCCGCUCGCUCUACCACAUGUACGAGCCCUUCGCCUCCCGCCUGGCCAGCAGCCCUGCCCUCCCUGACACCACCCCCAGCACUUUAAACAACUCCAGGUGUCUGCUUUUCUGGUGCAAGAAGAUUCAAGGCAACAGACAAGAAGCAAUGUGGGAAUUCAACUUCAAGUUCAAGAAGCAGUCUCCCAGAUUCAAGAGCAAAUGCUGCAAAGGCCUUCAGCCCCCCAGGCAGUAUGAGGAGGUGCACACAAACCCAGACCAGGACUGCUGCCUGCUGCAGAUCACCACCUUCAACUUCAUCUUCGUGCCAAUAGUCAUGGGCAUGACCUUCACCCUGUUCAGCCUGGGGGUCAGCUCGGACCUGCGGCACCGCCGCGUGCGGCUGCACUUCCAGGACGCACCGGAGCGCCGCGGCAGGAGGCCUGGCCCCGAGCAGGGGCUGCAGGUGGUGCUGGACCCCGUGCACAGCGUCAGGCUGCUGGACUGGUGGCACCCCCAGUACCCCUUCUCCCCCAAGGCUUAG